AUUAAGGGAAAAGGAAAACUCUCCUUCAAAUACCCAAAAAAAAAAAUUAUUCAAUGGUGGUUCCCACACCCCCAUUAUUUCCUUGGGGUUUCCGUCUCUCUUUACAAUAUUAAUUACCGCUUUAGCAAAGUCCACAAAGUUUAUCUGCUCUUUUCUUCAUCUUCAACCCUUGGCUUUCUUCUUCUUCUUCUUCGCCCUUAUGCAACUGUGCUUGUAGUGAUCGGCCUGCCAUGGAUUUGGACUUUGAGAAACCAGGCAAGAGAGCAAGAUACGAGAUGGGAGGAGGGGAAGGUCCUCGAACAAGCUUCAUGGAGAGACUCCCCCGGGACAUCAUCCUGGACAUACUCUCAAGGCUGCCUGUAACCUCUCUGGUGCAGUUCAGGUUUGUAUGCCGGGGCUGGCGCUUGAUGGCACAGGACUCUCUUCUUGCUAGCAAGCACCUCUGCCGCACCGCUCAGUACAAUCCAUGCCUGAUCCUCCACUGUGAUUACCCCAUCAGAAACCAGAUUUCUUUUGUAGAUAUUUCUGCAGAAAGCAGGGACAAGGACAUGGUGAGAAAACUCACUAUCCCUUUCUGGGCUUCCAUGCCUGAGUUUGAAGUGGUUGGAUCAUGUAAUGGCCUGCUAUGUUUGGCCGACUCGUUAUUCAAGGAUGCUGUAUAUGUACACAACCCCUUUACCAGGGACUUCAAACAGCUCCCCAAAUCCCUGCAGUAUCCGGAUCAAGAGGUGGUUUUUGGAUUCGGAUACCACCCCAUGACUGAGGUGUACAAGGUGGUUAAGGUAGUGUAUUACAGGAAUGGAUAUGGGGGAUUCUCUAGAUUUCGUCGAAUUACUUGCUCACAAUCAGAGGUUCAAGUUCUGACUCUAGGCAGCCCCACAUGGAGAAGUUUAGGAAAGGUAUCUUACCAGCUUGAUCGCUGGCCAUCAGAGGCCUUGGUGAAUGGAAGGCUUCAUUGGGUGACUAGGCCUAGAAGAUAUGUUACCCGAUUCAUCGUCUCCUUCGACCUUGCAGAUGAGCAAUUCAGAGAGAUCCCAAAGCCUGACUGUGGAGGAUUAAGCAGGUGUAAUUAUCAUCUACUGGUUCUAGGAGGCUGCCUAUCUGCAGCUGUUCAUCGCAGUAAUGGGAAAUUGGAAGUUUGGGUUAUGAAGGAGUAUGAUGUUAAGGAAUCCUGGAUCAAGGAAUUCAACAUUGGAGCUCACUUGCCAAAGGGAUUGAAGCAAGAUGUAAAUCGACCACACAGGAUUUGGAGAAAUGCUCCGAAAGGAAGAGGAGUUCGACUACUAUGCCUACUGAAGAAUGGUGAGAUUUUGCUAGAGUAUAAAGGAAGAGUUUUGGUUUCUUACAAUCCAGAGCGCGGAAAAUUCAAGGAUCUUACACUUAAGGGAUUACCAAAUUGGUUUCAGACAUUCGUUCAUGUGGGAAGCCUCAGUUGGAUAGACAGCAACACCGAGAGUUAAAAGGGGAAGAACUGAUUGUGAAAAUGGGGCUAUUAAGCGGCAAAUAUGUUAGGAACAUGGAUUAAUUCCCGAAUUGUGGAUUACUCUUAAGGCUGAUCGACUGUCAAACUAUGAAAGGAAUACUCCUGACUUAUGAUCCCCUUUUUUCUUACCACCAUGAUUAAAGCAGCCUGUUGGAUAUACUCCUGAUAUCAGCCACCUCAGAAGGGGGCCCUAAAUACCCUAAUGUUGUGGACUACAUUGAGGAUUGCCUGUAUCUUCUAAAAGGACUCCAAAAUUGCUUUUUAUCAUCGUCUCACAUAUGGGUUUUGCAUAGCUUUCAUCACUUGACUAGGCAAACUCCUUUGAGGUCCACAGUUCAUUGAUCAUAUGGUACACUAAUGACCUCGGUCACCGAUGAAUUCUACAAAUCUUCGGUUAAACAGGUUCAUCUCAUCAUCAUCUUCAUGGAACCUUUGUAACCAAAAUUUGAUGAUGAUCUUAUCUUAGGCAAUCCCCUUUUCUUGGUGCUGUAUGAAGAAGAAACUUUUGGUUUUUUC
Vitis vinifera (wine grape) is the source of this 1999-nucleotide messenger RNA. RefSeq names its product F-box protein At3g07870-like. Gene Ontology annotation, molecular function: protein binding. The transcript is spliced from 2 exons. Bases 231 to 1460 code for a protein of 409 amino acids. The record is from RefSeq and is a predicted model, not a curated record. Lineage: Eukaryota; Viridiplantae; Streptophyta; Magnoliopsida; Vitales; Vitaceae.